CCUUUCCCUCUUUUAGCUGCUCCUGAAAGACAAAGACUUCGCCGCCUUGGAGAAGACUUGGACGCUCCUGGUAGCGUGGCUAGUCCACCCCAGCCAGAACAUCCGCUACCUGAGCGAAAGGGGACUUCUCCAAAUGUAUGGAAAGCUGAAGGCGGCAAAGAAACCCCAGGAUUUUAGUGCCGGGAUCCUGGGAGGGCUCAGGACCUCCAGUCUGGAAGCCACUUUGGGGGUCCUGGCCUUCAUGGAGUGGCUGAGGCACUGCCCAUCGGAACAUCAGGCCACCGUGAAUGCUGCCCUGGCUGCCCUGUGCCGCCCUCUCUUCCACCACGAGGAGGCUAAGAUCCGAAGGGCAGCCAUGAAGACCCAUCUGGAUCUCCUGCAGCACCGCCACCACCAUCAUGAGGGUACAGAAGAGAACAUCACGACCCUCAUCGCGGUGCUGAUGCACGUGGAGGAUGAGGACCUGGAGGUAGCACAGGCUGCAAAGGACAAUCUGAGCCUCCUGGCGGAAGCCCUCCUAUGGCACCUGGAGGGCAGGCUGCUGGCGCGGGACUCUUACAGCCUGCAGGAGCUGCUGCACAAGAUCGCCAAGCGUCUGAUUCGGCAGCUCGGCACAGAGGACGCCGUGGAGAUGGAGGCCACCAAGAUCCUGGGCUUCUUCCGCAGCGAGCAGCCUUCAGUGAGGAGAACAGCUGCCCUGCUGAUCGGUCACCUGGUCCACAAAAAGGGCAGCAUCCUCACUGAAGGGAACAUAGAGACCUUCCAUGCUGCGCUGGAGAGCUUGCUUGGCGACCAUGACCCCGAGGUCGGGAGAGUUGCCUGCAAGACGGAGAAGAUCGUGAAGAAGGCCUUUUCCCUCCACUCCCAGGACGGGUUGCGGGCUGCCGUUCGGCGCUUGUGGGCAGGCUGUAAGAAGAAGAGACACCCGCCAGAGUACGGUGAUCUCUCCACCUGACCGACUGGAACAACAGCCCCGUGCUCUCCCCUGGAAGAUCAGCAGCUGAAGGGAGACUGAAGAAACACCAUGCAGCGCAGUGGAUGCGGACCAGCCAGAAGACCUCCUCCAACCCCGUGGAUAGAAAGAGCUGUCCACAAGACGGCAGCAGGGAAGUGCAGUUCUGUCUGAGGAGUGAGGGGGAAGCAGGCUCCACUCCCCUGGCCCAAGGAAGCCCCGCCUCUGGGGUGCAGAAGCCCCUCCCCUUGCCUCUGCUGCAGGCUGUGGGAGGAGGCUACAGGACCACCCUGCCCCCAAGUGGCCCUUGGGAACCAUUCUUGGGCUCUCCUUGGGUCCGGGGAGGCUGUGUGGCCCCAGCAGGAGGGCAAGGUCACCGCCUCCCUCCAUUUCCACCAGCUGGCCGGGGAGCGCCCCCUCCUCCUUCCGCCUUUCUCCCCUUCCCCAGCGGCCUGGCUUCCCCUGGCAGGGGAAGCACCAUCCAGGCAUCCGCCCCCUCCCCUGCCGAGGGUGUGCUCCUCCCCCCUCCCCUCCCGCAGCCACGCCUCCCUCCCCCCUCCGCUCCCUCCUCCCCCCGCCCAAACCGGGGCAGCAGCAGAGGAGCCCGGGAGACUCUGGGGGCCCCCUGCAGCCCCAGUCGCGCCCCCUGGUGCUGCCCAGUGGCAGGCCAGAGAACCCUCCUCUCCCUCCCGCUCCCUGCUGUGUAGCACCUGAUGAGGCGUCCAGUAGCGGGCCUCCCCUCCCAGGCCUCCCCAAGUCUGGGGCACAUCCCCUCCCCUCCCCUCCCCUCCCCUCCCUGUUACACCAAAGGGGCUCCUCCUUCUCCACCCCAGAGGGGAGGGGGCAAGGGAGGCAUCAGCCACCAGGUCUGCCGAGGAGGCCGAGGGAGGGUGCUUGGGCCAGGCUGGACGAUGCCUCGACCUCCCGCUUCCUCACUCACCCCUGCUCCCUUCCAUCUGCUCUGGGCAAGCGAGCAGCCCCUCUUGCUCCAGCGGGCAGGGGGGAGUGAGCAGAAGAUCCUCUUCGGAGCGGGGCGGGAGGUGUGGCCACGACACCGUCCCUUGCUGCACAGUGGGGAGCUGAGGUCAAGCAGAAUUCUCUGGCUUGCCCCCCCAUCAACCCCCACCCCACUGCCCAAUCCCCGCUUGCUGGGCUGCCGGAGCGGAAAGGGAGGAGGAGCAGGGCAACCCCACUGAGGCUGCUUUGUGCUUCUUGCAGGCAUGUGCUGCUGCUGGGCGGCUGGAGGAGUCAGUCGAUCCGCCCCAGAAGAGGAGACCAAGUGAACGUGCCUGCAAGGAGCGGGGGGGGGGGGGGCUGGCUGGGACUCCCCCCAAUUUUGUUUGCCCUCCCAUUCCCUUUGUGACCCUGGGCUUCCUUCCUUCCCUCCUUCCCUCUCUCCCCCUCCCUCCCAGGGGCAGAAUGGGCUUUGCUGGUCGCCCCGUUGGGGGCCGAGUAGGAAUUUUUGGCUUUCCAACAGAUUGGCCGAGAUGGAAAGUUUUUUUGCCUACUCCAUUCUGCCCUGUUUUUUUUCCUUUAGUUAGAAAGUUAAGUGACGACUUGUGGCCUAAUUGAGUAUCUUAAUAAAGUUGCCGCUUUUGUUAGCA
Messenger RNA from Hemicordylus capensis (graceful crag lizard), 2556 nucleotides. RefSeq lists its product as uncharacterized. NCBI's taxonomy places the organism in Eukaryota, Metazoa, Chordata, Lepidosauria, Squamata, Cordylidae. The record is from RefSeq and is a predicted model, not a curated record. The transcript has 8 exons. Bases 134 to 955 code for a protein of 273 amino acids. Gene Ontology annotation, cellular component: cytoplasm.